UAACGGUUGCACCUGGAAGUGGAGCGCGGCAAUCAGAAGAGAAGAGAAGCAGAAGAAGAGACAGACAUGGCGACGCCGAGUAAGAAGAAGAAGAAGUACGCUUGCAAGUUCCAAAAUGGUUGGAAAAAAGAGUUUCAUUUCAUCCAGGACAGCUCGAAGGGGAAAGGUUAUGCUAUCUGCACAUUUUGCUGCUCAGACUUCUCCAUUGAACACGGUGGCCGAACGGACAUAGUCGCUCACGAACGCUCGGAGAAGCACAAGUCUGCGGCCACGCUGCAGCAGUCACAGCCCAGCCUUAUGGGCCACCUGGAGGGGGUUACUUAUGCCGAGACCAAGAUGGCUAUGAUGAUAGCUGAAAGCAACAUCCCCUCCUCAUUUGCGGAGGUUUUCAACAAAUCCGUGAAGGAUAUGUUCCCGGAUUCAGAGAUCGCUCGCCAGUACGCGAAUGGCACAACAGAGGCUACUCCAACAGUGAAAGGUGCCAUUGCCCCGGAAUUGGACGAGGAAGCGAUGGAACUGAUUGACACGGGAUGCAUCUGUCAUCUGGUCCAGCUGGCCGCAGGAUGUGGCAUUCCGGCGCUACGCCAGCCUAUUGAAGACAUUCUCAGCAGUAUAUAUACUCACUUUGACAUCAGUGCCAAACUUUGUGAAAUCUCCAAUGAGUUUGUGGAGUUCACAGACUCAGAAACUCUGAAGAUCCUCCGAGACUGUGCGAGCAGGUGGCUCAGCUUGCUGACUUGCAUCAACCGGGUGCUCAGCCAGUGGGAUGCACUGCAGGCACAUUUUGCCAGGCAUGAGGAUGCGGAGAAGCCCGGCCAGGUGAAGAUGCUGGCGGAGCAUUUAACCAGCAAGAAGACAAAGUUCUUCUUCCUCUUCCUCUCCCAGGCUCUGAAACCACUGGCAGAGUUCAGUGUUAUGUUUCAGGCUGAAGGGGUGAUGGUUGGGGUGGUGAGGGCGCACCAGGAGAUGACCCGCCUGGUGAGAAGAUUCAUGGGAAGAUUUCUCCCUGCCAUCCUUAUUGCUGACGUCCAACUGAAGGACAUCGAGUUCAAGGAUGCCAGUCUCCAGUUGCCAGACAGCGAACUCUUUCUUGGGGCGGCUGCACAAAGUCUCUUGGAGGACAACAUGGAGGAACUUUCCUCCUCGGUCCCAAUGAUGAUCAAGGCAGUGAGAGACUUCUUUGUAGCUGUGACCACAAAGAUGAUGACUGCGUUCCCCCUCAACAACAUCGUCCUCCAGAACCUGAGCGUGUGACAGGGCUGUGCUGCUGGCUGCACCUUCAAAUACAACCACGUGUAGAGGAGUGUCAUGUGUGUAUAUGUGUAAA
Nerophis lumbriciformis (worm pipefish) is the source of this 1327-nucleotide messenger RNA. RefSeq lists its product as uncharacterized. Lineage: Eukaryota; Metazoa; Chordata; Actinopteri; Syngnathiformes; Syngnathidae. The record is from RefSeq and is a predicted model, not a curated record.